AUGUGGCGACUCAGCAGCGGCGUGAGGCAACUCGCCGUCUCGUGGAUCGGUGCGUCAUGUGGCUGCGGUGCUGCUUCCGCGAUGGCCCAAACGACCGUGCGUCGAUGGCAGUCGCAGAGUUCCCGUGGCCAGCCGGGGCUUCACUGGGAUGAGGGCGUUGUGGACCCGCGGUACUCGUCCGAGGGCAACAUGCGGAGGUUUAACCCCGACACGGUGGCGCACUACGUGAAGGCGACAAUCCAAAACGAUCGUCGGGAGAUGGGCCUGGGGGAGGUGUACGACUGGCAUGAGUUCGCGAAGGACGCCGUGUACAUCCCGACGCGAUCGGGACCGUUGUGGGUUGGCAGCGACGACCCCCGCUGCGCCAAAUUUAUGCGAAGACGAGAAAAGAUGAAGAAGUCACCGCAGCAAAAGGCACGUCCAAAGCCCGGGCCAGACCCCGCGAAGCAGUUGGAGGACCACACACUGCGUGAGUUCUUUACGACGGCGACUAAUUUGCGGGAUCCGCUUAGUACGGCGAAUAAUUUGCACCGCGCAGGGCUCAUCCGUGAGUAUGAUAUCAAGCACGUGGCGGCAAAAAUUCAGUACGUGCCACGUCCACCGAUUGUGUCCAUUAUGGGCCACGUGGAUCACGGCAAGACGACGUUGCUGGAUUACCUCCGCAACACAAAUGUGGCCUCCGAGGAGGCGGGCGGCAUUACGCAGAAUGUUGGUGCUUUCCAAGUAAAAAUAUCGGACGGCCAUUUUGUGACCUUCAUUGAUACUCCCGGACAUGCUGCGUUUACAGCGAUGCGGGAGGUGGGCGUGGCGGCCAAUGAUCUCAUCGUCCUUGUUGUAUCUGCCGUGGAUGGGGUGCAGCCACAGACGAAAGAAGUCAUUGGACUUGCCCGCGAUGCCGGUAUUGCGCUUGUCGUGGCAUGCACGAAGAUUGAUCGACAGCCGAAGGUGGACCCAAUCAAACAGCAGUUACGUGAUUGUGGCGUUGAGUUGGAGGAGGACGGCGGGGACACGCAGUUUGUUUCGGUCUGCGGGCGAGAUGGCACCGGCAUUCCAGAACUUCUGGAGGCAAUCUCCCUGCAGGCGGAGCUCUGUGAGAUUAGUACCCCGGAACCAUCCAGAUGCGAGGUGACCGUCAUUGAGUCACGUAGUAGCGAUGUGAAGAAUGAGGUGGCGGGCAUCGUGCGCUGUGGAAAAUUGAAACCUGGACAAGUGUUGGUCGCAGGCAUGACGUACGGUGUGGUGCGAAAGGUUAUGGAUAAUAAUGGGAAUGUUUUACAGGAGGCCGGACCCUCCAUGCCAGUCAUUAUGCAAGGGUUUCGUGUCCAUCCCAAACCUGGUGUUGUGCUCAUGCAGGUGAGCAGUGAAUCUCAUGCACAGAAGUACUAUCUUUUUAUGAAGGAUGUAUACAAGGUGGAGGGCCGACGUGAGGAUUAUUUACAGCUGCUGAAUCAAGAGCAACACGGCAUGAUUUAUGCCCGCAAACCAGAUAACAACUUGGUGCGUACAUACAGCACGAAGGCCUUUGUGCUUUCGUGUAAGGCGGCUACAUUUGGCAUGCUACAGGCUCUCAUGAAGACAUUAUACGAAUUGCCUCGCUUGGAAGGCGUCUCAACGGAGAUUAAAGUAACCGAGGUUGGUGGUCUAAAGGAUUACGAUAUUGCUCUUAUUGGUAGCUCUGGACAGCCCGGAUGCAUUCUUCUCUACGGCGAGAGCAAGGACACAAACACGCUAGAUGUGCCAAAUCACGUCAAGGUGAUCCGCUUCAACGUGCUUUACCAUGGAAUCGAUGCCCUGAAGGAAACACUUGUGGAAUCGCUUCCAAAAAUCAGUAAGACGCGUGUCACGGCGGAGGCGGAGUGCAUACAGGUCUUUCGUGCGUCACAGGCUGGAAGGAAUGGCAAUGCGGGUGGGAUGCGGGUCACGAAGGGCAGCAUCAUUGGCUCGCAUCUCACGUUCCGUGUCCUGCGCAAGUCUUCGCGGAGUAAACUUACGGGAGGUGACAACUCACCUAAGAAGGCAACCGGCGAUGAGGAUGACACGGAGGAUGCUCGCACGGUGGUGUACGAGGGUCAAAUAAAAGAGCUGCGCCGCUUCAAAGAAAUUGUGCCUUCUGUUGAAAUGGGUCUGGAGUGUGGGGUCAUUCUGCAUGACGAGUUUCAGUUCCGUUUGGGGGAUAUUCUUCAACAGUUUGAGGUUUACGAGGAGCCACGUGAUGUUGCGGAGGAAUACGAGGCGGCAGAACGGCGAGAGAAAAUAAUGAGGGAGACGGCGGCGUUGCAGGCUCAAAUGGAGGAGGAGAAGGCUGGGGGAAAUGCGGACGGGGCCGGCACCGUGUAG
Trypanosoma cruzi is the source of this 2337-nucleotide messenger RNA. Its product is annotated as translation initiation factor IF-2, putative. The record is from RefSeq and is a predicted model, not a curated record. NCBI's taxonomy places the organism in Eukaryota, Euglenozoa, Kinetoplastea, Trypanosomatida, Trypanosomatidae. Gene Ontology annotation, molecular function: translation initiation factor activity; GTP binding; GTPase activity. Gene Ontology annotation, biological process: translational initiation. The coding region runs from base 1 to 2337 and encodes 778 amino acids. The transcript has a single exon.